Suillus subalutaceus is the source of this 339-nucleotide messenger RNA. RefSeq lists its product as uncharacterized. The record is from RefSeq and is a predicted model, not a curated record. Bases 1 to 339 code for a protein of 112 amino acids. The transcript has 8 exons. NCBI's taxonomy places the organism in Eukaryota, Fungi, Basidiomycota, Agaricomycetes, Boletales, Suillaceae.
AUGGACACCUCAAGUGUGGAAGUUGAAGGGUGUGGGAACACAGAUGAAAGGCUAUCUCAUGGAUCCUUGCAGGGCCAAAGGUUCUCCCUCAAAGUCACCACUGAGUACACACAGUGUCUUUUUGUUGACUUGACUCUUAUUCUGGAUAGCAUCUUUCUGGCAGUGUCUCUGUUUUUUGUUAACUUGACUCUUAUUCUGGAUGACGUCUUUCUGGUGGCAUCUCUGUUUUUUGUUCCUCUGAUUAUAGAUGGUGUCUUUUUGGCACCAGUUUUUUUCAGACUUAACUCUUAUUCUGGAUGGCGUCUCUAUUAUGACGACAUCUCUGUUAUGAUGACUUAA